Molecule: messenger RNA, 963 nt
Organism: Lodderomyces margitis
Lineage: Eukaryota; Fungi; Ascomycota; Pichiomycetes; Serinales; Debaryomycetaceae
Gene: COQ5
Product: 2-hexaprenyl-6-methoxy-1,4-benzoquinone methyltransferase
Exons: 1
Coding region: 1-963 (320 amino acids)
Biological process (GO): ubiquinone biosynthetic process
Molecular function (GO): methyltransferase activity
Source: RefSeq, a predicted model, not a curated record
AUGCUUGCACAAUCGUUUGCAAGCACCGCGUUAAGAUCAGUCGUUAGACUGGUUGAACCCAUUGCUUUACGAAUUCCACUCACAAGACCUUAUUCAGGCACUACACCACCACCACCACCAUCAUCAUCAUCCCAUGAGUCACUGCACACACCACCACCACCACCAGUGGAAGACACUACCCAUUUUGGAUAUAAAACUGUUAAUCGUUCCGAUAAAGAAAAUUUAGUCGGUGGAGUGUUCUCCUCCGUUGCUUCCAACUACGAUCUUAUGAACGAUGUCAUGUCAAUGGGAGUACACCGCUUGUGGAAGCAUCAUUUUAUCAACAGAUUGGAUGCAGGGAUGAGACCAUCGUCGUCUGAUCCAUUACAAUUUCUCGAUGUUGCCGGUGGUACGGGUGAUAUUGCGUUUGGAUUAUUAGAGCAUGCCGAAAAGAGAUUUGGUGAUGUUGAGAGUAAAAUCACUGUGGCUGAUAUCAACCCCGAUAUGUUGAAGGAGGGUGAGGUAAGGUACUCCAAACUGAAAUGGGCCCAAGAAGGUAAAGAUCGUGUUGAAUUUAUUGUCCAAAAUGGAGAAACUAUGGAUGCAAUUCCUGACAAUUCAAAAGAUGUCUACACUAUUGCAUUUGGUAUUAGAAACUUCACCAAUAUACAAAAAGGCUUGGACACAGCCUACAGAGUGUUGAAACCAGGAGGAAUCUUUGCAUGUUUGGAGUUUUCACAAGUUGAAAAUCCAGUUAUUGACUAUGCUUAUCAAGCAUACCUGUUUUCGUUGCUACCAUUGAUGGGCCAAUUAAUUGCCGAUGACAGAGAAUCGUAUCAGUACUUGGUUGAGAGUAUACAAAAGUUCCCCAAACAAGAGGAAUUCAAAUCAAUGAUUGAAAAAGCUGGAUUUUAUGUGCCGGAACCUGGGUACGAAAACUUGACUUUUGGGGUUGCUAGUAUCCAUAUCGGUAUCAAACUUUAG